AUGAAUGCAUACCAUUCAGACACGAACUGCUGUGAGCUGAACAGUGCCGUUCCGCACUGCUCACAGCCUGCCUCUCGUCCACGCACACUGCUCCCCCUUCCUGCCUCACGUGCUCCCAUGCCCUCAUUCUCCCUCAUUCUCCGGCCCCACAUGCUCUCCCAGCUGGACGACAAGGCGCUGCUCACAGCCUGCCUCUCGUCCACGCACACUGCUCCCCCUUCCUGCCUCACAUGCUCCCAUGCCCUCAUUCUCCGGCCCCACACGCUCUCCCAGCUGGACGACCAUCCACUGCUUGCAGCCUGCUCCCAUGGGCUCUUUCAAGCUGUCUCGUGCCCCCUUGCCCUCCUGCCACAUGCCCUCCCCUCCCCUUAUGCUCUCAUUCCCCAUCAGCUGGACGAUGACACGCUACUCACAGCCUGCUCCGAUGGGCUCAUUCGAGUCCUGGACGAUGACACGCUACUCACAGCGUGCUCCGAUGGGCUCAUUCGAGUCGUCUCUGUCUUUCCAAACCUUAGGAAGGUUGGUUGGGAUUGA
Closterium sp. Naga37s-1 is the source of this 534-nucleotide messenger RNA. The record is from the annotation of a GenBank genome assembly. NCBI's taxonomy places the organism in Eukaryota, Viridiplantae, Streptophyta, Zygnematophyceae, Desmidiales, Closteriaceae.